AUGCAGAAAGAUCCCAGGGAUGUGAACGGGGGACCUUUGAGCUGUGAGGAAGUCCAAAAACAUGCUGAGGUUAAGCUGUUUGACACCCACCCGGAGUGUAAAGAUGCCUUCUUAGUGUUCAGAGACAUCGAUGAUCUGGAAACUCUGAGGAACAGCAGAGAGCUGAGAGCCCAUAGCCUCAGCAUUAUGUCUUUCAUCGAGAAGACUGUCGCAAGGAUCGACCAGGAUGAGCUUCUUUUUGAGCUGAUUUUGGAUCUGGGCAAGAAGCACUACCAAUACAACGUCCUACCAAAAUACUACCAAGCCAGUCUAGCAGAGUUUAUUCAAGCUGUCCAGCCGGUCCUGAAGGAGCACUGGAGCUCAGACCUGGAGGAGGCGUGGAAGAAGUUAGACAGUUAA
Amphiprion ocellaris (clown anemonefish) is the source of this 399-nucleotide messenger RNA. Its product is annotated as cytoglobin-2-like. The record is from RefSeq and is a predicted model, not a curated record. Gene Ontology annotation, molecular function: heme binding; oxygen binding. The coding region runs from base 1 to 399 and encodes 132 amino acids. The transcript has 5 exons. Lineage: Eukaryota; Metazoa; Chordata; Actinopteri; Pomacentridae.